This is a messenger RNA of Kickxella alabastrina, 939 nucleotides long. Its product is annotated as Ureohydrolase. Lineage: Eukaryota; Fungi; Kickxellomycota; Kickxellomycetes; Kickxellales; Kickxellaceae. Gene Ontology annotation, cellular component: cytoplasm; nucleus; cytosol. The coding region runs from base 1 to 939 and encodes 312 amino acids. The transcript has 2 exons. Gene Ontology annotation, molecular function: manganese ion binding; arginase activity. The record is from RefSeq and is a predicted model, not a curated record.
AUGGCCGAUCGCAGCAAGUUCCUCAAGAGCGGCUCGACGGUGGGCCUCACCUGUGUGCCGUUUAGCGGUGGGCAGCCCAAGGGCGGCGUCGACGACGGGCCCAUCGAGAUGAUUCGGUUCGGCAUCCUGGAUCAGAUCGAGGGCAUGGGGUACGCCAUUGAGCUGAGCCCGGGCAUGGAAAACCAGCGACCCGCCUCUGGGGCGCCUGAAAACCCAAUGUAUGUGUCGAUGGCGGCACAGCGCGUGGCUGAGCAGGUGCGCGAGCAUUGCGCGGCCGGGCGCAUGGCUGUGACGCUGGGCGGCGACCACUCGAUUGCCAUGGGCACGCUGGUGGGCUCCUCGGACGUAUACGGGGCCGAUCUGUGCGUGGUGUGGGUGGAUGCGCACGCCGACAUUAACACGCCCGAGACAACUGACUCGGGUAACCUGCACGGAUGCCCACUGGCGUACGUUCUGGGUAUCUGCGCUGAGACGCCACAGGGCGACGCCCCGUUUGGCUGGAUCAAGCCCGGGUGCGUGCGCAAGGACCGCCUGGUGUAUAUUGGCCUGCGCGACGUCGAUGCUGGCGAGAAGAUGCUUCUGCGGAAGCACAAUAUCAAGGCCUUCAGUAUGCACGAUGUCGACAAGCACGGCAUCGGCCGUGUUGUCGAGAUGGCGCUGGAUCACGUUAACCCCGAUAGAUUGCUGCCAGUGCACAUGAGCUUUGACGUUGACGCCCUGGACCCAUCCGUAGCCCCGGCGACCGGGACACCCGUGAGGGGCGGCCUGACCUUCCGCGAGGGCCAUUAUAUCUGCGAAGCUGUUGCUGAGACCGGGUGCCUGGUAGCCGUUGACCUGGUCGAGGUCAACCCAGCUCUGGGCGACCCUGAAUCCUUGCGCCAGACCGUUGCUGUUGGAUGCUCACUGGUGCGGUGCUCGCUCGGUGAGAGCCUGCUUUGA